Molecule: messenger RNA, 4343 nt
Organism: Topomyia yanbarensis
Lineage: Eukaryota; Metazoa; Arthropoda; Insecta; Diptera; Culicidae
Gene: ry
Product: xanthine dehydrogenase
Exons: 6
Coding region: 228-4268 (1346 amino acids)
Molecular function (GO): iron ion binding; FAD binding; xanthine dehydrogenase activity
Source: RefSeq, a predicted model, not a curated record
GGAUUGGAGCAAACCAGUCUCUCGGCAUCUCUCAAGCGUGUAAGAUCGCUACGGCAGAUCAUUAUUCCGAAGCGUGUCAAGUGUGGUUGGUUGGACUACGAGGUCGGUAGUUGUGUAGAGAAAGUAACGUAAACCAGAGGCAAUCUAUAAGCAUAUAUCCUAGUUAAGUCGAGCGAUAGUGUCAUCAAUGAUAAGAUAUCUCGGGUAGAGAUACAUUUGCACCAAGAAUGGAUAACAUAAUUCUAAACGAAUUCAAAGAGCAACAAGCCCUGAUAUUUUUCGUUAAUGGGAAAAAGAUCAUCGACCCUAAACCAGACCCGGAAUGCACCCUGCUAACGUAUUUACGCGACAAACUCCGACUGUGCGGAACCAAACUAGGAUGUGGAGAGGGCGGUUGUGGUGCUUGUACCGUAAUGAUCUCCAAGAUCGAUCGCUCGACCAAUCGUAUACUGCACGUGGCGGCCAAUGCAUGCCUCACGCCGGUUUGCUCCGUUCAUGGUAUGUCGGUUACAACAGUGGAAGGCAUUGGAAGCACCCGGACUCGUUUACAUCCGGUUCAGGAGAGAAUCGCGAAGGCUCACGGAUCACAGUGUGGAUUUUGUACACCGGGAAUCGUGAUGUCCAUGUACGCUCUGCUACGUAAUUCACCCAUGCCAACAAUGAAAGAAUUGGAAGUGGCUUUUCAGGGUAAUCUAUGUCGCUGUACGGGGUACAGACCGAUUAUUGAAGGAUACAAAACGUUCGCACAGGAGUAUACCAGCUCUCAGAACGGAUACUGUGCCAUGGGUGAUAAAUGUUGUAAGAACACGAACGGUAAUGAAAACGGCUGCAAAGUAGAGAUCGAUGAUAAGCUUUUCGAUGCCAGUGAAUUUACACCAUUCGACCCGUCUCAGGAACCAAUUUUCCCACCGGAACUGAAACUGUCAAACACGUUAGAUGCGGACGCUUUGGUUUUUCGAUCGACCACUACGAGUUGGUAUCGUCCAACGAAACUCGAGCACUUACUAGCCCUCAGAAAACGACACCCAGAGACAAAGAUCAUUGUUGGAAAUACUGAAGUCGGUGUUGAAGUGAAGUUCAAACAUUUUGAGUACCCAGUGUUGGCCUACCCAACACAGAUUCCUGAAAUGACCCGUUUAGAAAGGUUGGAAGGAGGGCUGAAAAUUGGUUCAUCCACAACGCUUAUGGAGAUGGAGAAUGUCAUGAAAGAAGAAAUAGCUAGGUGUCCCGAGUACGAAACAAGGCUGUACAGAGCGAUCGUCGAUAUGCUGCAUUGGUUCGCAGGAAAACAAAUCAGGAAUGUGGCCUCGGUUGGUGGAAAUAUCAUGACUGGUAGUCCAAUUUCCGAUCUUAAUCCAAUUUUUACAGCUGCUGGUAUUGAAAUGGAAGUUGCCAGUCUGGAUGGCGGAUUUCGAAAAGUUCACAUGGGCGAUGGAUUCUUCACCGGUUAUCGCAAAAAUGUGAUUCGACCGGAAGAAAUUCUGGUUUCUAUUUUUGUACCAAAAACUAGUAAAAGCCAACACUUCAUUGCCUACAAACAGGCGAAGCGACGAGACGAUGAUAUCGCUAUAGUAAACGGAGCGUUCAAUGUUUUCUUCCAAUCGAAUACGGAUGUUAUAGAAAAAAUACAUCUGGCAUUUGGAGGAAUGGCACCGACGACGGUACUUGCCAAAAAUACUGCUGCUGCUUUGGUAGGACAGAAAUGGGACAACAGGUUGGUGGAAAAAACAAACGAUAUGCUGGUGGAAGAACUGCCACUGGAUCCAAGUGCACCAGGAGGAAUGAUCCUUUAUCGCAGAUCGCUGACACUAAGUUUAUUUUUCAAAGCUUAUCUUGCUAUCAGUGAAGUACUUUCGCUAGAGUUUCCUGAUCGCGACCCAAUCCAUGAGCGAGAAAAGAGUGGCGCUCACACCUUCCAUACACUAGUCCCAAAAAGUGCCCAGUUGUUCGAGAAAGUUGCUACUAAUCAACCCGUUACGGAUCCGAUUAGGCGACCCAAAGUUCAUGCAUCGGCAUUCAAACAGGUAACUGGAGAGGCAGUUUAUUGUGAUGACAUACCAAAAUAUAGUAAUGAACUGUAUCUUGCACUGGUAACAAGUACGAAGGCCCACGCCAAACUGAUUUCGCUCGAUGCAUCAAAAGCCUUAGCCUUGGAAGGAGUCCAUCGCUUCUUCUCUGCAGAUGAUUUGACCGUAGAGCAAAGUAAGUGCGGAGCAGUAUUUCAUGAUGAAUUCGUAUUCUACAAAGACGUGAUUACAAGCCAAGGGCAAAUAAUCGGAGCGAUUGUGGCAGACAACCAGGCUAUUGCUCAAAAGGCAGCUCGGUUGGUCAAAGUUGUCUACGAAGAGUUAUCACCGAUCAUUGUAACUUUGGAAGACGCCAUUGAAAAAGGUUCAUUCUACUCGGGAUACCCCAAAGCGAUUGUUCAGGGAGAUAUUGAACAAGGGUUCCAGAAAGCGGUUCAUAUUGUUGAGGGAGACUGUAGAUUGGGUGGUCAGGAGCACUUUUACUUGGAAACUCAGGCCUGUGUGGCCAUCCCGAAGGAUUCGGAUGAGAUUGAGGUAUUUAGCUCAUCACAACAUCCGACCGAAAUACAGCAGCAUGUCGCCCAUGCCCUGGGAAUUCCAUCGUGUAAGGUGGUAUCGCGGGUGAAACGAUUGGGUGGAGGAUUUGGCGGAAAGGAAUCUCGAGCGGCCAUGUUGGCUGUUCCGGUUGCAUUAGCAGCUUACACACUUCGCCGGCCUGUUCGGUGUAUGCUGGAUCGUGAUGAAGAUAUGGCUAUUAGCGGCACCCGUCAUCCGUUCUACUUCACGUACAAAGUUGGAGUUGACAAAGACGGAAGACUGCUGGCCGGAGAUUUUAAGGCGUACAAUAAUGCCGGUUAUUCCAUGGAUUUGUCCUUCUCGGUCUUAGAACGCGCAAUGUUUCACAUUCAGAAUGCGUACAAGAUUCCAAAUCUACGCGUGCAGGGAUGGGUCUGUAGGACCAAUUUACCAUCCAAUACUGCUUUUCGUGGAUUUGGGGGACCUCAGGGUAUGUUGGUUGCAGAAACCAUGAUGCGUCACGUGGCUAGGUGUAUGAAGCGAGACUAUAUGGAGCUGGCCGAACUUAAUAUGUAUCAGGAAGGAGAUAAAACACACUAUAACGAAAUCAUCGGGAACUGUAAUGUGCGAAGAUGCUGGACGGAAGUAAUCGAAUCGUCCGACUACGAGGAUCGUCGAGCAGCGAUCAACCAAUUUAAUAAACAAAACCGCUGGCGCAAGCGUGGUAUCAGCAUUGUUCCAACCAUGUUCGGCAUUGCCUUCACCGCUGUUCACCUAAAUCAAUCUGGAGCGCUGGUUCACGUGUAUCAAGAUGGCGCAGUACUGCUGUCCCACGGUGGAACUGAAAUGGGGCAGGGUUUGCACACGAAGAUGAUUCAGGUUGCAGCUACAACUUUGAAGAUUCCAUUCGAGAGAAUUCACAUUUCCGAGACGGCUACUGACAAGGUACCCAACACUCCACCGACGGCCGCUAGUGCAGGAUCAGAUCUGAAUGGAAUGGCAGUUAUGAAUGCAUGUAAAAUUAUCUUCGAUCGGUUGGAACCCUACAGGAAACAGUUCCCCGAUAAAGAUUGGGACUUUUGGAUCACCAGAGCGUACUUUGAUCGAGUUUCGUUAUCCGCAACCGGCUUUUACGCUACUCCUGACAUCGGUUAUGAUUUUGCUACAAAUUCUGGCAAUCCGUUCAACUAUUUCACGUUCGGUGCCGCCUGCUCUGAAGUGGAAAUUGAUUGUUUGACAGGAGAUCACCAAGUGAUCCGAACGGAUAUUGUGAUGGAUCUGGGAUCCAGUAUCAAUCCAGCGAUCGAUAUUGGCCAAAUCGAAGGAGGAUUCAUGCAAGGCUACGGUCUGUUCACUUUGGAGGAAAUGGUAUACUCUCCAACCGGUACGGUAUACUCCAGAGGACCGGGAGCAUACAAAAUACCCGGAUUCGCCGAUAUCCCUGGUGAGUUCAAUGUAUCUCUGCUGACGGGAGCUCCGAACCCAAGGGCGGUGUACUCUUCGAAAGCUGUUGGAGAACCGCCGCUAUUUCUGGCAUCCUCGGUAUUCUUUGGCAUUCGAGAGGCCAUAUCGGCAGCUCGCCAGGAGGAAAAUUUUAGUGAUGAUUUCAAUAUGGUUUCGCCCGCUACUUCAUCUAGGAUUCGACUUGCGUGUCAGGAUGAUAUUACGAAGAAGUUCACGGAAGCGGAGCCAAAAUCAUAUACCCCGUGGAAUGUUAUGCCGUAAGGUUAUAUAAAUGUUUAAAAACAUGUUUCAUUGUAUAUUAUAAAUAGUAAAUAAAGAUGUUAAACUACUUCGAAA